Messenger RNA from Cutaneotrichosporon cavernicola, 834 nucleotides. RefSeq lists its product as uncharacterized. Gene Ontology annotation, cellular component: tRNA methyltransferase complex. The transcript has 4 exons. Gene Ontology annotation, molecular function: tRNA (guanine(46)-N7)-methyltransferase activity. The record is from RefSeq and is a predicted model, not a curated record. The coding region runs from base 1 to 834 and encodes 277 amino acids. Lineage: Eukaryota; Fungi; Basidiomycota; Tremellomycetes; Trichosporonales; Trichosporonaceae. Gene Ontology annotation, biological process: RNA (guanine-N7)-methylation; tRNA methylation.
AUGUCCAAGCGCACACACGAGCAGAUGGCGACGAAGACGGCGACGACGACGAUGGCCACGGCGGCAGAAGAUGUGCUCCUCAAGGAGCCCCAAAAACGGUUCUACCGGCAGCGCGCGCAUGCCAAUGUCUUCAACGACCAUAUUCUCGACUACCCACAAUCGCCCGACCAGAUGGACUGGAACGUCCACUACCCCAAAUACUUUGAGGCUGGGGCGAGCAAGGGCGAGAAGGCGGUCGAGUGGGCGGAUGUAGGGUGUGGAUUUGGUGGACUGCUCAUGGCGCUUGCGCCGCAGUUCCCAGAGACGCUGAUGCUUGGGAUGGAGAUCCGCGUGUCUGUGACACAGUAUGUUGCGGAUCGCAUCGCGCACGCGCGGCAGGUCGAGGCGACCCUCCCGGCCGACGCACCCGACGCCCGCGCAGGCGGCAUGCAGAACGUGAGCGUGAUCCGCGCAAACAGCAUGAAACACAUGCCCAACUUCUUCGCAAAGGGCCAGUUGUCCAAGGUCUUCUUCCUCUUCCCCGACCCGCACUUCAAGACGCGCAAGCAAAAGGCGCGCAUUGUCACCACCGCACUCCUGGCCGAGUACGCUUAUGUUCUCCGCCCCGGCGGUAUCUGCUACACUGUCACGGACGUGAAGGACCUCCACGAGUGGAUGGCAUCGCACCUCCGCAAGCACCCGCUGUUCGAGUAUAUCCCGACUGAGGAGAUGGCGGGUGACCCAAUCCUUGAGGCGGCACGUACGGCGACCGAGGAGGGGCGUAAGGUCGAGCGCAACGGGGGCGAUAAGUGGGUCGCGUGUUUCCGCCGUCUGCCGGACCCCGAGGAGGACUAG